This is a messenger RNA of Effrenium voratum, 2717 nucleotides long. NCBI's taxonomy places the organism in Eukaryota, Dinophyceae, Suessiales, Symbiodiniaceae. The record is from the annotation of a GenBank genome assembly.
GUCCGAUUGGGCGUUGUAUGGGGCAGCAUGCCAUGUUCCGCCUAGCCGGCCUAUGGGUGGUGGGAGAAGCCGCAUGCAACGUGCCUCCAGAGCACCUUCUGCAGUGCUGCUGCGGGGGUUCACCGGCUGAUUUGAUCCGCGGACACCCCGACUGUUGGUUUCUGUACCAGCUAGACGGGUCGUCCUGGCAGGGGUGCUGUGGGCCGAAAGGCUUCUCGGGGCUGAGAGAAUGCUUCCCCUGGCAAAGAAACCACAGCGUGGCAGUGGAGGACUUCACUUUGGACAAGUCCUCCGCCAGCUUUGUCGUUGACCUGCCCGAGACGCAGCCGUUCCGGAAGCUUUGGGCCCUCAUCCAGGAGGCCUCGCCGCACCUGACGCAGCAGCAGCAUGGCCUGGUCUUUGAAAACCUCUUCAGCGUCAUGUGGGAGCACCCGGCCUGGAGUACCCCAGCCAUCCUGGCGGAGGACUCCUAUGCCUCCCUGGUGCUGAGCCAAUGCGACCGCUUCCCCGCGGGUCUGGGCUUGGUGUCCAGGCUACAGCUAGCCCGUCUGCGGCUCCUGCGGCCGGUGGCCAAGUUUCUGUGGGCCACCAAGGAGAUCGCCUUGGCCCUGUGGCGCCCGUCCGGCGCCGGCGCCCUGCGCGCGGCGCGGGCGGUGCUGCGCUCCGCGGCUUCGCCGGCGGAGCGCUCCGCCGCGGAAGCCGCGGGCGGCGCCGCGUGGCUGGGGACGGAGCCCCGGGCCGCGGCGCAGGUGCUGCAGCAGAUUCCGGAGUUUGUGCGGCUGGUGAGGGCGGCGAGCAGGGAAGGCUACCACAAGGUGGUGCAAGCCAACCAGCUCUUCAUUCUGCUGCUGCAUGAUCUCGAGCAUUUGGUAACGUCAGCACCAGCUGGCAAGCCCCUGCCCCUGCUCCACUUCGACACACGCGCGUGCUGUCACAGGAGUGAGGUGCUGAAGCUGCUGUUGGGCGACUUGCGCCGGGAGCUACCGGAGGAGCGGCUGAGCGUGGUGGAGAUCGGCGUGGGCUGGGGAGUGACCUCCUACUACGCCAUGAGCGCCGACGCCAACCUCCAGUACCUGGGCAUCGACCCCCACGUCUACCCCGGGAAGCAGGCGGACGCGGUGACGGCGGUGCCGGGCUGGGCGCUGUCUGCCGCGGCCUCGGCGAGGCUCAUCUACGAGCGCCUGGGGGGGCAGCUGAUCCGGGGCUUGAACGAGCGGGUGGCCAAAAGGGUUGCCAACGAGAGCGUCCACUUGGUCUUCAUCGAUGGCCGCCACGACGCCAAGUCGGUGCGGAGGGACCUGCGCUCCUGGCUGCCCAAGGUGGUGCCUGGCGGCUUCGUGGUGGGCCACGACUUCAGCUUCGAUUGGCCCGGGGUGGCGGAGGCCGUGUGCGCCUGGCGCGCCGGGCGCGUGGUGUCCUUCGGGGCGGAUCACACCUUCUGGUGGCGGAAGGUUGCCUUCGCCCUCGGGUUUGGAAGGUGCGGGCAACCAUAUCCAGAGAGCCGGGCUCAGGACAGGCAGCGGCCCGUGACCCGGGCGCAGAGCGCCGCGCGGUCCAGCCGCGCGCCCGCCGCCAAAGCAGUGAAGACCCCGUACCCGAUCCCCGGGGAUGUGGGCUACUACCAGCGCGCGGACGUCAAGGGCCGCAUCAAGAAGCCCAAGCUGGACAAAGACAUGGCCAAGCUCCGGGACUUGUUCACCUACUGCGAAGUGGCCAACUUCCGGGAGGUGCGGGCGAUGGUGUCUCACUACCCCUACCUUCUAGGCCUCACAGACGCGCACGGCUUCUCUGCUUUGCACCACGCAGUGAUGUCUGGGGACUCCCUGUUCAUCUCUAAGGUCUUAGAGCUCUAUCGGGAUCCCAAGACCUUCUCCCUGAAGAAUCUCGUCUAUGAGACCGAGGAGGAGCUGCUGAGGGACAUGGAGCUGGGCGUUAAGGUGGUGGGCCGAAAGACUGAGGACUCGGAGGCCACGGUGAAGGUGAUGUCCAUUGGCCCGGGCAGCAAGGCCGAGGAGGCGGGGCUCAUGCCCGGGGACGACCUGGAGGCCUGCAGCGGCACGGGGUUCCUCAGCUACCGUCAGCCUCCGCCUAUCUCGCUGGACGUCUUGGAGUCCCUGCAGUCCAGGCACGUGUCCACCAGCUUCGGCUUCCCGGUGACCAUGGAGUUCCGCGGGAACGCCGCGGUGGAGAUCCUGGCCAAGGACGGCUGGACGCCCUGCCACGGCGCAGCAGGCCGCGGCGCCCACAGCGACAAGCAGAUCCUGUGGCAGCUCCUCAGUGAGGAGGAGAAAGCCCAGCUGGUGCAAGACAUGACGGGGUGCACUCCUCACCACUGGUCUCAGAUUGAGCAGCGCAUGCGCCAGCGCUCGAAGCGCCGGCCCUUGUCCGCGGGGCCAUGUGGAGGCACCCGGCGCCCGGCCAAGACCAAGGGCACCACUCUGCGGCCCUUCACGGCCAAGCCGGUGAUUGCGCCCCACUCCCGCGACGCGGAGGACAUUCUGCGCGCGGCCCCAAGACUGUCCGCAGCGCCUGCGCCUUGCGUCAGCCGUCCAGUGUCUCCAUCAGCGGAGGCCUCUUCGCCUGUGCAUCGCACCAGUGUUUCCGCCAAGGAUGUGGCGGCCAUGCUUAGCAAGCUUGCGCAUUCCGGCACGGCCCGGGCGUGGGAAAAGAAUGAUAAGAAUGUCCUGACGCUGCCCCGCGCCGAAGCGCGGGCCUAG